This is a messenger RNA of Gossypium raimondii (Peruvian cotton), 3427 nucleotides long. RefSeq lists its product as uncharacterized. Lineage: Eukaryota; Viridiplantae; Streptophyta; Magnoliopsida; Malvales; Malvaceae. Bases 422 to 2851 code for a protein of 809 amino acids. The record is from RefSeq and is a predicted model, not a curated record. The transcript is spliced from 2 exons.
AAAACACAAAGAAAAGUCCCAUAGCAUCAAAUCUAUUUUCAUAAAAAGCAUAAUAAAAUCCUUUUAUGGUUUUUGGUUAUUAGGGAAGGGGCCUGUCCUGUUCGGGUUAAGAGGGGGUUUUGGGAAAAAGUCCAGUUUUUGGGGAUUUUUUUUAAAAAGGUUUGAUAGAGAAAAGAGUGGUAUAAAAAGGAAACAAAAAUUGGUGAUGGAGGUAUGUCCAUGGUGUCUUUCUGGUACUAAAGAAUGUUCCAUCUACUAGUGCUGUUCUUAUUGUAAGUGUUUGUAUGGUGUUUUUCAUUAAGCUUUGGGCUUUUUCUUUUCUUGUAAAGUACGGGAAAGAGUCUAGGUUGAGGGUGGCUGAGAUAUUUAAGAGUUGUCUGCUGGUGACUCUUUUAUCAGAGAGCAACGCUGGGAAAGGGAAAUGGAGUGCAAUAAGGAUGAGGCCACUAGAGCUAAAGAGCUUGCUGAGAAGAAGUUCAUAGCAAAGGAUAUUAAUGGAGCAAAGAAAUUUGCUUUGAAAGCCCAGAAUUUGUAUCCUGGUCUGGAUGGCAUUCCCCAAAUGAUAGCAACACUCAAUGUUUAUAUUUCUGCGGAGAACAAAAUCAAUGGAGAAGCAGAUUGGUAUGCUGUGCUCGGUGUGAAUCCACUGGCUGAUGAUGAAUCGGUGAGGAAGCAAUAUAGGAAACUGGCACUAAUGCUUCACCCUGACAAAAAUAAGUCUAUAGGAGCUGAAGGGGCAUUUAAACUUAUUUCAGAGGCUUGGAGUUUGUUGUCUGAUAAGGGUAGGAGAGCAGCAUAUGACAAGAGGAGGUAUGCAAAAGUAACGCAAACAGUUCCAACACCUAGUGGGAGUUCGAAGGCGUCAAAAGCAGCAAAUGGCUUUUACAACGCUGCCAAGACAAGCACUUCAAAUGUGAAAACUUCCAAGAGUAGUAACCCUCAUGCAGCUCAGUCAUCGACCCCUUCUGGUCGUUCGUCAAAUACUGCUGCUGGUCAGUCAUCAAACCCUGCAUCAUUUCAUAAGCCAAAACCAAAUACCUUCUGGACUAUCUGUCAUCGGUGCAAGAUGCAUUAUGAGUAUCUGAGAGUUUAUCUUAAUCAUAAUCUAUUGUGCCCCAACUGCCAUGAGCCAUUUUUGGCUGUAGAAACUGCUCCCCCAACUACAUCUACCCCAACCCCUUGGAAAUUUUCACAGCAGCGGCAUAACUCAAAUGGUCAAGCAGGUAACAAAAGCUCAAAUAAUAUAGGAAGAAACCAUUCCUCUUCUUAUAGUGCUGCCGGAUUUGCUAGUCAUGAUUCAUAUAGUCAAAGCAACUUCCAGUGGGGUCCCUUCUCUAGGACAGGUGGUACUUCAACUGCAGCUCAAGCUGCUAGUGUGGUUCAGCAGGCAUAUGAGAAAGUGAGGAGAGAGCGGGAGGAAGCACAGGCAGCAACUAAAAGAGAAGAGGCCAUGCGGAAAAAGCAUCAUGGCUCUAAAAGGGCUAGCGGUGCUUCUUCAAGCGGAUACACAAAUGCUGCAAAGAGGAGGAGAGGCAUGGAAGAUGGUAGUGCCAACGUCCAUGGAACUAGUAUUACCAAUCAAAUUGGUGUAGGAAAUGGUGGUGCAGCUAAUCUAUCAGGAUCUAAGCUAGGCAGUUUAGAAGCUGGUUGGAUCAAUGGAACCAAUAAGCACAAUAAUGCAAGAGAUAUCUCCCAGAUAGAAAUGCAAAGUCUGUUGGUGGAGAAGGCGAAGAGAGAAAUUCAAAAGAAACUGAAUGAAUGGAAUUCAGCAGCGGCAGCUAAGACUACAUCCAAAGAUAUUAAAGGCAAUGAAAAUGCAAAUGAGAAACAAAACAAAUCUUUUGUAAACAAUGAUGCACAGGAUCAGAAGAAGUCAGAGGGGCUUGUUGAUGAAAUCAAUGGGGAUCAUUUGGUCAAGCCUUUUCUUGUCAGUUCUGGUGUUGGUUUUGAUGCAGAAACAUUGGAAGCAAUGUCCAUAGAUGUCCCGGAUCCAGAUUUUCAUGAUUUUGACAAGGAUCGAACUGAAAGAUCUUUUGAAGAUAACCAGGUAUGGGCUGCAUAUGAUGAUGAUGAUGGGAUGCCUCGAUGUUAUGCUAUGAUACAUAAUGUUAUUUCUCGAGAUCCACUCAAGAUGAGGAUCAGCUGGCUUAAUUCGAAAACUAACAGUGAAUUGGGUCCACUUGACUGGGUAGGUUCUGGUUUCUCAAAAACCUGCGGGGAGUUUAGAAUAGGUAGGCAUGAGAUUAACAGCUCACUUAAUUCUUUUUCACACAAAGUUAGGUGGACAAAGGGGAUGCGUGGGACCAUUCGUAUAUAUCCAAGAAAGGGUGAUGUUUGGGCGAUCUAUAGGCACUGGUCCCCUGACUGGAAUGAGUUAACAGCCAAUGAAGUAAUACACAAGUAUGAUAUGGUAGAAAUAUUGGAUGACUACAAUGAAGAACUAGGUGUCACAGUUACUCCCCUUGUCAAGGUUGCUGGUUUCAAGACGGUCUUCCACCGACAUCUGGACCAUAGAGAAAUCAGGAGGAUUCCAAGAGAAGAGAUGUUUCGUUUCUCUCAUCAAGUUCCUUCGUACUUGCUUACAGGUCAAGAGGCUUCCAAUGCUCCAAAGGGUUGCCGGGAGCUAGACCCAGCUGCUACACCAGUGGAACUUCUUCAGGUAAUUAUGGAUGUUAAGGAUGAAGAGAUUCUGGAAAAGGGUAAGGUUAUUACUGAAGAAAAUGUUGUGGAUGUCGAGAAAGCUAAUGAUGGAGGGGUGGUGGAGAAUCGUGACAAAAUGAAGAAAGAAGAGGACAGUGGUUUUAAAGCUCUUGAAGACGUAGAAGUUUUAGUCAAUGUUGGAAAUACUUAAGAAAGCUCUGAUCGAAUGGAGCCAUUUUGGAAGUAACUGGGUUUGACGUGGACAUGUUUUUUUGGACUGUCUGUAAAGUUGGGUGGAACUGAUUUCAUGGAUUUGUUCAUCAAAUGUGUACUAUCUCAGGCUGUUUUCGCACUUAAAGUUGCGAAGAUAACUUCAAAAUAUAUAUAACGUUGCAAUGAUCUGCAAGUUGAUGAAAUUCAAUGAAUAGAAAAUCCACAUGGUUUUGGGUGGUUACCCCGCUUCCCUGCAAAAGCGCAUCGAUUCUGCUAAAUGGAACUUCAUCGGGAUUCAAAAGCAGCGAGCUACACAAGCUCUUUUGUGCCAUUUCAGCCUUGAGAGCCCUUUUCUCUAUCAUGCAGGCAGUUGGCGCUCUUACUAUUUCAAUGUAAGUGUUUUUUCUUGCUCAAUUCUCUCAACUAUUAGCAUAACAGUCACGGAUUCAUGACUUUUUGUACUUGGCCCUAGAGUUGUACCGUUAGCUCAGAUCAGAGGUUAAAUAACACUACAGAUUGUGAAUUGAUAACGUUACUGCUUAAACCAUAUUUGGAAUCAUCUUUUACUUUUUAA